CUCCUCUCCGCUGCCUCUGGCUGCUGCUGCCGCUGCUUCUGCUGCAUCGCUCCCUCUCACUCCCGCAGCUGCUGUCAAUGGAGCUGGAAAAUAUCGUUGCCAACACGGUGCUGCUGAAAGCCAGAGAAGGCGGGGGUGGAAAGCGCAAGGGCAAGAGCAAAAAGUGGAAGGAGAUCCUAAAAUUCCCGCACAUCAGUCAAUGUGAAGAGCUCCGCAGGGCGACAGAGAGAGACUACUACAACCUGUGUGAGAAGCAGCCAAUCGGGAGGCUCCUAUUCCGCCAGUUCUGUGAGGCCCAGCCGGACUUGGAAUGUCUGAUCCACUUCCUGGAUGCCGUGGCAGAAUAUGAGGUGACGCCCGAUGAAAAACUAGGAGAGAAAGGGAAGGAGAUUAUUCUGAAAUACCUCACCCCAGAGUCUCCAGUAUAUGUCUCCGAAGUUGGCCAAGAUAUUGUCCACCAAAUGGAGGAGAAACUGGAGAUCAGUCCCUACAAAGAACUGUUUUCUCACUGUGCAAAAUCUGUGUCUGACUUCCUGAGCGGGGAGCCCUUCCAUUGCUACCUGGAGAGCAUGUACUUCGACCGCUUCCUCCAGUGGAAAUGGCUGGAAAGGCAGCCCGUGACCAAGAACACUUUCCGGCAGUACAGGGUUCUGGGUAAAGGAGGCUUCGGAGAGGUAUGUGCGUGCCAGGUCCGGGCUACGGGGAAGAUGUACGCCUGUAAGAGGCUGGAGAAAAAGAGAAUCAAAAAGAGGAAAGGGGAAUCCAUGGCUCUGAAUGAGAAGCAGAUUCUGGAGAAAGUCACCAGCAGAUUUGUGGUAAACCUGGCGUACGCCUACGAGACCAAGGACGCGCUGUGCCUGGUACUGACGCUAAUGAACGGCGGAGACCUGAAGUUCCAUAUUUACAACAUGGGGAAUCCGGGCUUUCAGGAGGAGAGGGCGUCUUUCUAUGCAGCCGAAAUACUGUGCGGUCUGGGGGACCUUCAUAGGGAGAGCAUCGUGUACCGGGACCUGAAACCAGAGAAUAUCCUUCUGGAUGAUUACGGUCAUAUAAGGAUUUCUGACUUGGGAUUGGCUGUAAAAAUCCCAGAAGGCGACUCAAUUCGUGGACGGGUGGGGACGGUUGGGUAUAUGGCGCCAGAAGUCCUUAAUAACCAGAAAUACACCUUCAGCCCUGACUUCUGGGGCCUGGGCUGCCUGAUCUACGAGAUGAUUGCCGGCCAGUCUCCAUUCAGGGGCAGGAAGGAGAAGGUGAAGAGGGAGGAAGUGGACAGGCGAGUCCUGGAGACGGAGGAAGUUUAUACCCAGAAGUUUUCCGAAGAGGCCAAAUCAGUGUGCAAACUGCUACUCACCAAAGAAGUGAAGCGGAGGCUGGGGUGUCAGGAGGGAGGAGCCGUGGACGUGAAGCGACACCCCUUUUUCAGAGUCAUAAACUUUAAACGAUUAGAAGCAGGUAUAAUGGACCCCCCCUUUGUUCCCGAUCCCCGUGCCGUAUACUGUAAAGAUGUCUUGGACAUAGAACAGUUCUCAACAGUCAAAGGCGUCAACUUGGACCAAACCGAUGAUGACUUCUACACCAAGUUUUCGACAGGCUCCGUAUCCAUCCCUUGGCAGAAUGAGAUGACGGAGACCGAAUGCUUUAAAGAGCUGAAUGUUUAUGGGCCGAACAGGACACUCUCCCCAGACCUAAACAGGAGUCACCCCCCAGAACCCCCCAAGAAAAGUCUGCUUCAUCGGAUCUUCAAACGCCAGCACCAAAACAAUUCAAACAGCUCCCCGUGUACCAAAUCAUCUUUAAACCACGACGUGAACACAAACCACAUCAGUACCAACUCUACCGGUAGUAGCUAGUGGCAUCCAAUCAUCGGCAAGGAAAACAGCGUCUGGUCAGCUGACCCUCCUCCGCUAAUGACAGCAAGAGCGCGAGGGGGAGAGUAGGAGAGAGAGAGAGGAGACCCCGGAACCUCACAGCCCCCCCAGGAGAAGUUUGUGUUUGUGUCUUAGAUGGGACUGAGGGAGGGGGAGUCACAUUUCUCUUCUCGCAGCGGAGCCUCACAAUGAAUGGCGUCAAGCGUUCGCUCAGGUCUGUGCUUGCGUGAGGGGGGGCAGUUGUCCCCCCCCUUUCCUUUUACAAAUGGCGUGGAAUACGGAAAAAAAUAACAAAAAGACAUGAUCAAUAACCAAUAUCCCAUGUCCACGUGACCGUGCAAUAGAACAUUGCUGCCUGCAUGUAACGCGCGACCCAAGGGGAAGCCAUCUUGUGCCCCGCCGCCAUCACCGCACCGAGCGCCGUCGCUCAGCCGCUCCAGCCAUUAGGGGCCUGCAGAGCAUCCCACCAUUCUGUCUCACAUUGUACCUCUUAUUUUCUUUUUUUGUUUUUA
This is a messenger RNA of Xenopus tropicalis (tropical clawed frog), 2380 nucleotides long. RefSeq names its product G protein-coupled receptor kinase 5 (gene grk5). Lineage: Eukaryota; Metazoa; Chordata; Amphibia; Anura; Pipidae. The coding region runs from base 78 to 1850 and encodes 590 amino acids. Gene Ontology annotation, molecular function: G protein-coupled receptor kinase activity; kinase activity; protein serine/threonine kinase activity. Gene Ontology annotation, biological process: signal transduction; desensitization of G protein-coupled receptor signaling pathway. The transcript is spliced from 16 exons. The record is from RefSeq and is a predicted model, not a curated record.